UGACGGCAGAGUGUCAGUCUUCUGCUUCCGCUACCGGAGCAGAGCUAUCGCUACCAAACAAGAAUGUUGACCCGACUGUCACGGCUCGGGCCCGCUCUGCCCCGCUUACUGUGUAAAGCACCUGCACGGUUCGUCUCACAGUCCAAGUCCAGUGGUGCCGGCGGGGCCAGUGCCGUGACACAGGUUCACAAAGGACUGGACCCACACGGCCACGGUGAGGUCAGCCAGUACGUCAAGAAUCCCGAGUACCAUGGCUUCUCCAGUGACCCUGUGGUGGAUGAGUGGAACAUGCGCUUGGGCUUCUUCUUUGGCAUCUCGGUGGCUCUUGUUAUUGGAGGAACGUUCAUCUACUAUCUACCAGACCAUAAAAUGAAAAAGUGGGCCAAAAGGGAGGCGGAGCGUGUGAUCGUGCAGAGAGAGCGUGAUGGUCUUCCCCUGAUUGAUGAGAACUAUUAUGACCCAGGCACCAUCAUUUUGCCUUCGGCUCAAGAAGAAUAGACGUGUGGCGUAAUAUUGACUGUAAAUGAAGACUAUUGUUUCACUCUUAUAGAAUAAAUAAUGUACAUGUC
Molecule: messenger RNA, 569 nt
Organism: Synchiropus splendidus (mandarinfish)
Lineage: Eukaryota; Metazoa; Chordata; Actinopteri; Syngnathiformes; Callionymidae
Gene: ndufb11
Product: NADH:ubiquinone oxidoreductase subunit B11
Exons: 3
Coding region: 64-498 (144 amino acids)
Source: RefSeq, a predicted model, not a curated record